Haplochromis burtoni (Burton's mouthbrooder) is the source of this 1071-nucleotide messenger RNA. It is a transcript of the gene ubxn10, whose product is annotated as UBX domain protein 10. The coding region runs from base 328 to 975 and encodes 215 amino acids. The record is from RefSeq and is a predicted model, not a curated record. The transcript has a single exon. NCBI's taxonomy places the organism in Eukaryota, Metazoa, Chordata, Actinopteri, Cichliformes, Cichlidae.
CAUUAAUGUAUGAAGCUGCAGUUGCAUGUUUCCAACAGCAGGGGACUCCCACUCUCCAACCACAGGUUGUCAAGGCAACCAGAGUGUCAUGGCAACGUUGCUGACGCUUGAGAAAGGACUUAAUACCCAAACUGGGAAGUAAAGCGCACAAACGCUAAUUUAACUUGUUGACCAGCUACGGAAGCGUACACUUAUACGUUUAACCAGUGCGAUAGUUUUUAAAAGCUGUGCUCAUAGCCUUUCGAACAAUAUAAACUUUCUUUACUCCUUUUUGUAAAGCACUUACGCCGAAACACAGCUGGAAAUCUUCAAAGCAGCGGAUCUUCGAUGCAUCUAACAAGGCCAAAAUCCUCUAAGGGGCGAAGCAGACCUGCUGUAGACAGCUCACUGUAUCCAGGAGAGGCGAACAGCAUCCACAGGGAGCCGGGGUCUCCUGAGUUCCGCAGGCCGGACAGAAACCUCCGCUCCCGGUCUCAGCCCGUCAUGUUGCAAGCUAACCACCUGAGCCAAGAGGAAGUUUUGCACAUGCUGCAGCGUACUCCUGCUGCUCCGCCACAGUCCUUAAACAAGUACAAAGUCCUUCCGUCAAUAGAGAAGAGAAGGCAGUCAGAGGUGAGCCUGCACAAAGACGUGUCCAACCUUAACCUAGCAAAGGAUGGUGAUGAUGUGACCAAGGUCUGCAGCCCCAGUGAUUCAACGGCAGAAGCUGGCAGUGGCAGUUUGCUUCUUGCUGUAAGAGCUCCAUGCGGAAGGAGGUUUCAGCAGCCCUUUGACCCCACACACACUCUGCUAACAGUGAAAGCCAGUGCAGAGGCCAGGUUUGGAACCAGGUAUGAAGAUGCUUGCAUCGAGACCAUGGAGGUGCCACGCAGGACCUUUAGAGACCUGCGUAUGACUCUGGCACAGUGUGCCAUUCCUAACAGAUCCGUGCUGUGCAUCUCUCAGAAAACUGACACUAUGGGGGGACAGGAGUAAUAUGUGUUCUUUGAGGUCUGUAAUUGUGCAUUUUGUAGCUUCACUUGGAUAUCUGAACUUCACUGUGCAAAGUUUAAAAGGCUUCUUUCACACCAA